Molecule: messenger RNA, 4057 nt
Organism: Antrostomus carolinensis (chuck-will's-widow)
Lineage: Eukaryota; Metazoa; Chordata; Aves; Caprimulgiformes; Caprimulgidae
Gene: PCF11
Product: PCF11 cleavage and polyadenylation factor subunit
Exons: 9
Biological process (GO): termination of RNA polymerase II transcription; mRNA 3'-end processing
Cellular component (GO): cytoplasm; mRNA cleavage factor complex
Molecular function (GO): mRNA binding; RNA polymerase II complex binding
Source: RefSeq, a predicted model, not a curated record
AUGGCGGCUUUUUCCCCCUACAUGGAGCCAGCAUUCAGUGUGCCGAAUCUGGUGUCUAAACCAUUUUAUUUAGGGAUUUCGACAGCUCCUGCAUCAGAGAAGCUCCCAGUUAUGUACCUUAUGGAUUCCAUUGUCAAGAAUGUGGGAAGAGAGUAUCUUACUGCAUUUACUAAAAACCUAGUUGCAACAUUUAUUUGUGUAUUUGAAAAGGUGGAUGAAAAUACUAGGAAAAGUUUAUUUAAGUUACGCUCCACAUGGGAUGAUAUUUUUCCUUUGAAGAAACUGUAUGCACUUGAUGUCAGAGUCAACUCAUUAGAUCCUGCUUGGCCAAUUAAACCUCUACCCCCAAAUGUGAAUACUUCUAGCAUCCAUGUGAAUCCUAAGUUUUUAAAUAAAUCGACAGAGGAAUCUACUGCACCUACCUCUGCUGUCACUUCUGGUGCCUCUACUCCUCCAGCUGUUCCUGAAAUACAAAAGAAUUUGACACAGGAGCAACUGAUAAGGCAGCAAUUGCUUGCAAAGCAAAAGCAGUUGUUAGAACUUCAGCAAAAGAAAUUAGAGCUGGAGCUGGAACAGACUAAAGCACAGUUGGCUGUAUCUCUUAGUGUUCAGCAAGGAUCAUCUACUAUAGCUUCAGUUCCAGCACCUUCCAAGCAACAUAUAUCUCCCACACCUCAUAUGACAGUUAAACCACCUCAUCAGACUGCUGUGCAAUCCGAAAAAAGCAAACCAUCCCCAAGUCCUCCACUUCAUGAUAUCAAAAUAGUAAACAGGGAUCCUCGACUUAAUAGGGUGUCUCAACAUUCUUCUCAUGCUAAAGAUCAGUCUCAUAGGAAGGAGUUUCCAUCGAACACAACCAGUCAGUCUGAAACCAAGGCAAACAAAACCUCACAGGCUGAAAAACAAAACUCAUCAAAGCAAGAAAAACUGAAAGCAAGUGAAAAAACACAGAAGAAAGAACUUGACCAGUCAGAAGCAAAGUCUAAAUCGCCAUCCCCUUUGAAAAAUAAGCUACCUAAUACUAAAGAUACUAAAACCCAGGAAUCUGAAGGCACAAAAGUAUCUGAAAUUAGUAAGCGAGAUCCAAGACUGAAAAGACAUCUUCAAGAUAAAUCAGAGGGCAAGGAGGAGGAGGGGAAAGAAAAGAGGAGAAAUACAGAGAAAAAAGAAAAAGAUGAACAUAAGACAAGUGAACAUAGACCAGCAGGCAGCAGAAGUAAAGUAAUUAAUGGUGCUGUUCAGAAACAAGAGACGGCUACAGAGGAGUCAGAAAAACAGAGUGGAAAACAGGGGAGGUCAAGUAGCAGAAAACGGUCACGGUCACGCUCUCCUAAGGCACGGUCACCAUCUACACAUUCUCCAAAAAGACGAGAGAGGAGAUCACCCAAAAGAAGACUUAGGAGUUUGUCUCCCACUUCAUCAACUCCUAAAACUGGAAAGAUACGUCAGACAGGUCCUAAGCAAUCUCAUGUUGAAGAAGGCACACCAGCAACAAGAGAUGAAAGGAAUUCUAAUAAGAGAAGUGUUAAACAAGAGGUGCGGGAUCCAAGGAGAGUGAAAAAGGCCCAAGAGGACAGGCCCCAAGAGACAACAAGCCAGCAUUCUACAAAAGCUUCUCCUGAUCCAAAGGAGAAUGCAGAAAACUGGCAAGGAUCCAAAUCAGGCAAGAGGUGGAAAUCUGGUUGGGAAGAAAAUAAAAACUCACAGGAGAAUGAAGAACACCAAGCACUUGGUAAAUCCCCUCACCAAAGACACCGGGAAAACUGGCCUGCUGGUAAAGGAAUUUUAUCACCCCGAGCACCAAAGCAGCAGCACCGGUUAAGUGUGGAUGCUAACUUACAGAUUCCCAAAGAACUGACAUCUGCAAGCAAGAGAGAAUUACUUAAGAAGGCCAAUGAUCGCUUAACAUCUGGUGAAAUAACACAAGAUGAGUUCCUCAUGGUGGCUCACCAGAUCCGACAGCUGUUCCAGUAUCAGGAAGGAAAGCACAGAUGUAGUGUCUGGGAUAGCCCUACAGAGGAAAAAUGUGGUUUGAAAAAGAAACCUCUUCUGUCGGAUGCAGAAUUAACAUAUUAUGAACAUAAGGCUAAACUAAAAAGGACACAGGUUCAGCAUUCUUUGUCAAGGCUUGAUCUGUUGGAUCCUGAUGAUAUUUUGGAUUAUCACUUGCCUGAUGCGUUGCUUUCUGGAAUAGAGUGUGAGCAAGCGAAAGCCAAGCGUGGAGUACAGUUUGACAGAAAAGAACCGUUUGGAGAAAGAUCAAGGAGACACUCUCCUGUAAGUGGCACUAAAAGACCUUUUCCUGAUAACCUCUCACCACUUGAGAGUCGACGAAGACUUGAGGAGCAAAAUGCUGCUAAAGGAGCAAGAGGUUCCAAGACCUUUGAUCCUUAUGACAGCUGGGGAGAAUCGGAUGAAUUUAGAGAUGCUCUCAGACAACAGGGGAAAAGCACACCAGAGUUCCAGAAAAUAGAUGGAGAUGCAGUCUGCAGAUUCGAUAAUCGUGAAGACAGACAGCUUCUUGGGCAAGCUGGUGUUCGAGAGGAACCAAGAUCACCAUUCAGUGAACGUUUCAAAAGAGCUAGAUAUGAAGAUCCAGAGAAAGCACCGUUUCCAGAGAGUCCAGGAUCAAGAUUUGGAGGCAUUGAAGCAAAGCAGAGGAUAACUGCACUAAUGGAAGACAGACCUCUAUUUGAUGGCUCACCUAGACCGACUGCUGCAAGGGUUGGGGUGGAUGGACAAGGAAGUCCUUUUGCUGAUGGUCCUGCUGCUGGUUCAGGUUCCAGAAUUGAUGGACCACCUGGACAGGCUGCUAUGAGAUUUGAGGGGCCUUUGGUGGGGGCAGGUGCAUUGCAGUUUGAUGGGCCGCUAGCAGGAGCAGGGGGAGCUGGAGCCCUAAGAUUUGAUGGGCCACCAGGGCAGCUGGCAGGGGCCUUGAGGUUUGAAGGACCCCCGGGACAGGUUGCUGGAGGCGGUCCACUGAGGUUUGAAGGACCUCUUGGGCAGAUAGGUGGGCCUUUGCGGUUCGAGGGGCCUGCAGGGCAGCCUGUAGGUGGUCCUAGGUUUGAAGGACCUGGAGUUGGUCUCAGGUUUGAGGGUCCUCGUGGCCAGCCUUCAGGUGGUCUCAGAUUUGAGGGACCUCAUGGUCAACCUCUGGGGCCUCGAGGUCAACCAGGGGGUGGUCUCAGGUUUGAGGGACCCCAUGGUCAGCCAUUGGGGCCCCAUGGUCAACCAGGAGGUGGCCUCAGGUUUGAGGGGCCACAUUUACAGCCAUUGGGGCCCCAUGGACCAUCAGGUGGUGGGCUCAGAUUUGAGGGGCCACAUGGACCAUCAGGUGGUGGACUGAGAUUGGAAGGACCACAUGGUCAACCAGGUGUAGGUCCUAGGUUGAUUGAUGGACCAGUACACCAGGGAGCUGGUGGACUUAGAUUUGAUGGUCCUCUGGGUCGUGCCGGUCCAAGAUUUGAUGGUUGUCACGCUGCUGGAUUUGAUGGUCAGCCUGGACAACUGUCUCUCCUGCAAAGAUUUGACGGAAUUCAUGGACAGCCUGGUCCAAGAUUUGAAAGAACGCCUGGACAACAGGCACAACCACGAUUUGAUACAGCCAUACCUCAGAGAUUUGAUGGACCUCACCAGCCAGCCUCUAGAUUUGACUUGCCCCUUGGCCUUCAAGGUGCACGUUUUGAAAAUGUAGCUAACCAUCCUGCCUCAAGACUGGAGAUGUCACCAUAUGGACAAGGUGGUCCGUUUGUCGACCAUCCCGGCCAGGGCUACAACGGGCCAUCUCACGGGAUGCAGUUCCAGAGGCCUGAUAUAUACGAUGGUUCACCCGGACCAAAUUUCAAUGGGCCCGCUGGCCCAGGAGCACAGAACUUCCCAUUGAGAGCAGCUGGACAUUACUUUGAUGAAAAAGGUCUUCAGGGUCCUCAGUAUGGGAACUUCAAUAAUCUGCCCAUGGGAAGCAAUCAGGUUUCUCUUAUGUCUGGUCAACCAGGGCCUUACGGCCAAGGUCAACAAUAUUUGCCAAAUCCUGGAAGUUUUGUUCAAAACCCUGCAG